This is a messenger RNA of Diplodia corticola, 963 nucleotides long. RefSeq names its product ubiquinone biosynthesis methyltransferase coq5. Lineage: Eukaryota; Fungi; Ascomycota; Dothideomycetes; Botryosphaeriales; Botryosphaeriaceae. The coding region runs from base 1 to 963 and encodes 320 amino acids. The record is from RefSeq and is a predicted model, not a curated record. The transcript is spliced from 2 exons. Gene Ontology annotation, molecular function: methyltransferase activity. Gene Ontology annotation, biological process: ubiquinone biosynthetic process.
AUGCGCCCAUCCGCCCCCGUUUUUCGCCGCCAAUUGCUGCGCGAGCUGCGCGCCAGACCCGUUCGCGAGCCUUAUCGCUGCUUUUCGUGCGCUACACGUCUCGCCCAGCAGCAAGCGUCAUCGCAGCCCGGUGCUCAAAAUGAGAAGACCACCCAUUUCGGGUUCGAGACGAUCGCCGAGUCGCUGAAGGAGGCCAAGGUCCGCGGCGUCUUCUCCUCUGUUGCGAGCUCGUACGACACGAUGAACGACCUCAUGUCCCUCGGCAUCCACCGCCUUUGGAAGGACCACUUCGUACGCAACCUGAACCCCGGCACAAACCCUCUGACCUCGCCCCGCGACGCAUCCGCCCCGCAAGGCUGGAACAUCCUGGAUGUGGCGGGCGGUACCGGCGACAUCGCCUUCCGCCACCUCGACCACGCCAGCAACAUCAACCACGACCCACACACGCACGUCACCGUCGCCGACAUCAACCCCGAAAUGCUGGCGGAGGGCAAGAAGCGCGCGCUGGAGACGCCCUACGCGCGCGCCGGCCGCAUUGGGUUCGUCGAGGCCAACGCCGAGCACCUCGACAUGAUCCCAGACAACAGCAUCGACCUUUACACCGUCGCCUUCGGCAUCCGUAACUUCACCGACAAGGACCGCGCCCUGCGCGAGGCUUUCCGUGUCCUCCGCCCCGGCGGUGUCUUCGCCUGUCUCGAGUUCAGCAAGGUGAACAACUCCCUGUUCAACCAGGUCUACAAGCGGUGGAGUUUCGCCGCCAUUCCGCUCAUCGGCCAGCUGGUCGCCGGUGAUAGGGACAGCUACCAGUACCUUGUCGAGAGCAUAGAGCGCUUCCCCAGCCAGGAGGAGUUCAGGGACAUGAUCAAGGCUGCCGGCUUCGUCGUCCCCGGAAAGGGAUACGAGGACCUGACGAACGGCAUUGCGGCGAUUCACAAGGGCGUCAAGCCAGUGGCGUCGUCGUGA